Messenger RNA from Seriola dumerili (greater amberjack), 3221 nucleotides. RefSeq names its product palmitoyltransferase ZDHHC3-like (gene zdhhc3a). Lineage: Eukaryota; Metazoa; Chordata; Actinopteri; Carangiformes; Carangidae. The transcript has 7 exons. Gene Ontology annotation, molecular function: protein-cysteine S-palmitoyltransferase activity. The record is from RefSeq and is a predicted model, not a curated record. Bases 243 to 1226 code for a protein of 327 amino acids. Gene Ontology annotation, cellular component: Golgi apparatus; endoplasmic reticulum. Gene Ontology annotation, biological process: peptidyl-L-cysteine S-palmitoylation; protein targeting to membrane.
CGAGGGGGGCUACAGAGCAGUCGCAGCGAAAGCAGCCGAAGGAUGCUCGUCUUUCAGGUGAGAUUCUGCGGGAAAUAAUCAUAAUUAAUCUCAAUUAACGGUAGACACACGUUCCUGGGGGUCUACCGCUUUACAGAUGAAGGGAAGGACAUUGACAGGAAUAUGCAAACAGCAUGCGGUGACUGAGGCGUAAAGGCGCAGUGUGUCCGGUGGCGGCAGCAGGCAUCUAGCUUAGAUGAAGGAUGAAGAGCCCAGUGCACAGAUGCAGGGAUGUAGAGCACGGGCGUGGGCAGGCCGGGGAUGGGGCAGGAGUCAACUGCCUACAGACUGAACAACGCAUCCCUAUCUCCAAAGACGUUAUCACUUCCUCCUCGGCCUCCGCCAUGUGGUUCAUCAGGGACGCCUGCGGCAUCGUGUGUGCCAUCAUCACCUGGAUGCUGGUGUUGUAUGCUGAGUUUGUAGUGCUGUUUGUAAUGCUGCUGCCCUCCAAGAAUCUGACAUACAGCAUUGUGAAUGGGACCCUGUUCAACAUUCUAGCCUUCCUUGCCCUCGCCUCGCACCUCAGGGCCAUGUGCACUGACCCUGGGGCAGUUCCAAAAGGGAAUGCUACUAAGGAAUACAUAGAAAGCCUUCAGCUGAAACCAGGGCAGGUGGUAUACAAAUGUCCCAAGUGCUGCAGCAUCAAGCCUGACCGAGCACACCACUGCAGUGUUUGCAAACGCUGCAUACGGAAGAUGGACCACCACUGCCCCUGGGUCAAUAACUGUGUUGGGGAGAACAAUCAAAAGUACUUUGUGCUUUUCACAAUGUACAUUGCACUCAUCUCUCUUCACGCUCUCGUCAUGGUGGUCUUCCAUUUCCUCUACUGCUUUGAAGAUGAUUGGACAAAGUGCAGUUCCUUCUCCCCCCCAGCAACAGUCAUCCUCCUUAUACUCCUGUGCUUUGAGGGUCUCCUCUUCCUCAUCUUCACCUCUGUGAUGUUCGGCACCCAAGUCCACUCCAUCUGUACCGACGAGACUGGAAUCGAGCGUCUGAAGGGAGAGACGGGGAAGUGGGGGAAGGUGCCAUGUUGGGAGGCGGUGCAGACGGCGUUUGGAGGCCCGUUCUCUCUGUCCUGGUGCAGCCCCUUCACAGGGCUGAGCUGCAAGAAGAGCCCACCCGAGCACGUCACCAUUCCACAGGGGGAGAUCAUUGAGGAGGACGUCAUAGAGAUACCACUCAACUAGCUCUGCAGUCUGACAGAGCUUCUACGCAAGCACAUUUAAUCCCUUUGGAAUUUGUGGACAAGAGACAUUUCCAAGUUUUUCUACGUAGCAAGAAAACACUUGGACUUGGAAUUUAUAUUUAUAUAUUUUAUUUUUUAUCUCAAAGACUUCUUAUCUACGUGAACAUAUCACAUUCGACACGUCCACUUCUCUCCCAGCGGAUUGCAGCCAUUUGCAAGGUAUACAAGGGAAGCAAACUUCUUGUGAAUACAUUUACCAAACCUCAGUAUCUUGUCCCUUUAUAAAUGCACUGUCAUUGCACACACUGUAAAGAGAAUCUAACACUUUGUGGAAAUUAUCUUUUAAUGCUUCACUCACGCUGCCACACCUGCAGUAUUUCCCUGAAAUCUUUAAUAUAUAUAAUCAAACUAUGUGGUAAAGUAAAGGAGCGGGAAGGAUUCAGAGCUCAAGGAGGAUGAUUGACUUGAAAGCGUCUCAGGAGAACUUCACUAACACAGUAGCACUACUCCGCUGCCUUUCUCUGAGGAUUUGAAUUCACCUUGUGCCUUAUCAGUCUUUUAUGAACAAAUACUUAAGCAUGACACACUUUGUUAUUGUUCAAUGACCCAUCUUCAUUCUGUGAUCUGUGUCUGGAGUCUUUAUUACUCGUGAAAAAAACAGAUGGUGACUGACUUCAUGUUGAUGAGGUUGCUGUGUGAUUGGGCGAGCUAGAAAACGGCUGCUAGACAAGGGCUUUUAACUGUAAAUGGGUGCUGGAUAUCAUGGGGCCACUCAAGUUUUAUCAUGUUUACAUUAUUUCAACAAACUGUUAUAUCACUGUGUGUGGGUUUCAUUUUUUACUUCUAAAAUAAAUUGGCAGUUCACAUGGAAAUCUGAAUAUUACAAAUAGUACCAUCUGUAAGAGUUUGGCUGUUGUAACAAUCAUCAAAGAAACAGAAUUGAUUGAAUUUUUACAAACUCAGCUGCAGUUUUAUAGCUCAAAGGGUAUUUACAGUAAAAUCCAAAAAGUUAGAAGGAUCAAGCAAGACAUUAUUCAUACAGCACAUUUAAUUCCAGGUGGAAGCACAAUGUGCUGCACAAAGCCUGAGUUAUCAAGGAGGUUGCAACAACAAAAACUAUGUGGAUAGAGUGAAGAUAAAACAUUAGACACAAAUUAAAAUGUGUCAAAAAACACAAAUGAUGCGAAUGAAUUAAAAACCAGAAAAUAAAAUAAUUAACACCAACAACCGAUCAGUAGGUGUCAAGGUGUGUAAAAUAAAACUAUAAAAAAGUAGAAAUAAAAUGUGAUUAAAAAUGAUAAAAAGUCUGAAAAGGCUGCCCUAAGUUGCUGAUUUUAGACGGAUUGUGAUAAUAAUAAUAAUAAAUAAUAAUAAUAAUCAAUCUUUAUUUAUAGAAACCCACGUUACAAAGUGUUUUACACAAGGCAGCAAAAUAAAUCAUGCAGGUCGAUUAAGGCAACAUUUAAAACAAGCAAUCAGAAAUACAAUUAAAGUGUCUUAGUGCAAAUAGACCAAAAGAAGUGUCACCAGCAAGAGAUCUGUAAAAAUGAAUACAACUAAAAAUAAAAAGUUGUCAAUAAAAAAAAUAAAUAAAAUAAAAUAAAAUAAAAAAUCAGGAAAAGCUCUAUGAUAAAAGUCUGUUUCAGAAGAGAUUUAAAGAGGUCAGCGAUCCUGCUGAGCUGAUUUCCUCAGGCAGCUCCUUCCAGAGUCUCGGGCUCUGACUGUGAAACUCUGUCACCUCUAGUUUUGAGCUUAGCUACGUGUGACAUUCAUGGCUGCCAAGAGUAAAACCACUAACUUGCAUACUUUAUACUGGUGCAUAAAAAGUAUUCUGCUACCCAUAUGUUCUUCAAGGGUCUUUUUAAUACAGCAAACAGAAUUCCUCAACUCAAAAGAAUAAUUUGUGAUUCUGGGGAAUUUGGGGACUAGUCAUGUCUGUACUGGAGAUGCUCUUAACAAUUUAUUUCCCUGUCAAUUAAACGUCAAUUUAAAUUUA